Molecule: messenger RNA, 3132 nt
Organism: Stylonychia lemnae
Lineage: Eukaryota; Ciliophora; Spirotrichea; Sporadotrichida; Oxytrichidae
Source: the annotation of a GenBank genome assembly
AUGAGAAAAUUGAGCAUAGUGACAUUAUUGUCUCUUGCACUAUCAGUCUAAUCUAGUAGUAACUUUAAAGAUACUCUGAACUCGUUCUUGCAUAAAGACCAAGUCCAAGGCAAAGAUAAAAAGUUCUAGGAAAAAGGGCCUGAUCAUCUAUACGUUCACUUGAUUCCUCAUACCCAUGAUGAUGUUGGAUGGCUAAAAACAGUUGAUGAGUACUUCGCUGGGUCUAGAUAUGAUAUUCAAAUUGGCAAUGUGGAGUUGAUCUUGGACACAACUAUUGAUGCACUUUUAGAAAACCCUGAUAGGAAAUUCAGCUACGUUGAAAUGAAAUUCCUCACAAUGUGGUGGAAAGGUCAAACUGAACAAAGAAAAGACGAUGUGAGGAAGCUUGUUAAAGAAGGAAGACUUGAAUUCUUAAACGGAGGCUGGUCAAUGCAUGAUGAAGCCUGCACUCAUUAUGAAGAUAUGAUCAAUAAUAUGCUGAUUGGGAACUAAUUCUUACUCGAUGAAUUCGGAGUCAAGCCGAGAAUAGCCUGGCACAUUGAUCCUUUCGGUCACAGUAGUGCUAAUGUAAGACUAUUCGCUGAUAUGGGAUUUGAGGCCUGGUUCUUCUCUAGACUAGAUUACUAAGAUAGAGAUAGGAGGUUAAAAGAUAAGGAAAUGGAAUUUAUCUGGAGACCGUUUUUCGAUCACUUCGGCUCAACUAAAUAGGUUUUUACUCAUUCACUGUACUACGGGUACAGGUCACCUCCAGACUUUGAUUAUGAUAGUGACUCUACUGAUGAUCCCUUUGUAGACGAUCCAGAUUUGUCCACAUUUAAUGCUGAUGUUAAGUCUGCUUAGUUUAUGCAAUGGGUUACUUAAGUGAGUGCAAAUUAUGCAACAAACCACAUAAUGUAAGUAAUGGGGGAAGAUUUCAAGUAUGCUAAUGCCAAAAGGAAUUUCAAGUCUAUGGAUAGACUAAUCAAGUACUUCAACAAUAGAUACAGCAAUGUCACUCUAUUGUAUUCCACUCCUAGUUAAUAUAUCAAUGCUUUAAACAAGUUGGACAGGAAGUGGCCAACUAAGUACGACGAUAUGUUCCCAUAUGCUGAUAGGAAUGAUUCUUUCUGGACUGGAUAUUUUUCUAGCAGAGCGAACGACAAAGAAUUUAUAAGAAAAGGCAGUCACUAGACUCAUGCAUCGAUGAAACUAUAUAGUGUUGAAGUAGUUAACGAGGAUGUAGAUCAAGUUAGAGUAAAUAAUGUUCUAGCUUAAAAGGAUCAGAUGCUCGAUGUCAUGGGUAUCAGUUAGCAUCAUGAUGCUGCUCCUGGUACUGGAAAGUAAGCAGUAGCAAACAACUAUGCUAAAAGAAUGGCUUCCUCAAUUGAAAGUAACAACCAGCUAUUCUCUAAGAUUAUUGGAGAAGCUGCUUAAGCCUUGGCUGGAGUAAAUGCUAAUCAAGAUUGGGAGUGGUGCUUUAGAGAGAAUAAUACGUACCUAGAAUGUCCAAUCUCCAAACAUUCUACAGAUAGCAAGUUAAACAUGGUUGUCGGUGUUUAUAAUCCGUCUGCAUUGACAUAAAAUAUAGUCAGCAUUGCUGUUCCUCAUGCCAACAUUGAUGUCAAAAGAUUCAAUUAAACUUAAAGUAAGAUGGUCUUUGAGAAUGCAAAUGCUGCUGUUAUCUGCGAAGAUGAGACUCAAGAGGAUGGAUCAACUGUUAAGAACUGCUGGCUCUAUGUAGAAAGUGAGAUUGAUGGGCACUAAGUUGGACUUAUAACUAUUGUUUAUGAUGCUGAAGCAAAUCUUGAAGUACAAAAAUAAACAUAAGGGGAUAUUACUAUUGAAAAUCAGUAUGAAAGUCUAACCUAUGGAGGAUAUGCUUAAGAUAUAGGUGCAGAAUUCUCUCUAGAGAAGAAAGAAUAUGAACAAGAAUUUACUUUAUCUUUCGACCUAAGAUACUGGCCAUCCUAUCAAGGGACAGGUAGAUAAGUUAGCGGAGUAUACAUAUUUGCCCCAGAUUCAUUUACUCCAGACUCCCUAAGCUACAGCAAGAUUGAUUCAGUUUACUUUAUGAAGUCAGAUGUUAUUCAGCAAAUAACACUAGUAUACAACGACCCUGAAAGCAAACAAAGAGCAACUGUUAAAAUCAGACUCUACAAAUAUUCGAGAACUUCAGAGUGGAAUGUUAAAACUGAGUCGAUUCCAUUAACAACUUAAGGAUAGGAGGUUACAGUCAACUUCAGAAUAGUAGAUUUAGAUAAUAACAGCACUUUUUACACUGACUCUAAUGCUCUCGAGAUGCAAAAGAGAGUGCUAAACUACAGACCUACUUGGAAUUUCUCUAACUUUGACAGCGUCACUCCAAACUACUAUCCCAUUAAUUCCGCCAUUGCUGUAAGAGACGCUAAAUAGCAAACUUAAAUGACUGUCAUGAACUCUAGGCCUUAAGGAGGGUCUGUCCUGAAACCAGGUAGGAUUGAGUUAAUGCAUAACAGAAGAAUGUAUGUUGACGAUCGUAGAGGAAUGGGAGAACCACUUAAUGAGACAAACCAGUACGAUUAAGGCAUAUGGGUGACAAGCAAUUACUACCUUCAUGUGUUUAAUAUGAGCCAUGAGCAUUCAGCUUAGAGAGCAAAGUAAGUUCACCAAGACGAGCCCCUCUAGUACUUCUUCAACUUUAACUACAACUUAAAUCCAAAGUUGAUUGACCCAGAUAUGAAGAGACUGCCAAGCGGCAAAGAGCUCAGAGAUUAGUUUGGAUUCCCUGAAACUGGAAAAAUUGAGAUAUUUCCGAUGUCUAGAAGCUCUGUAAUCCUUAGACUUGAAAACAUAGCUGACAAAUUUGACUUAGCUCAGAAUUAGAGCUAAAAGGUGCCAUACCUUUAGAUUGAUGAAAUGGCCAAAACUAUCUUUAGACUUGCUAACAAUGGAGAGGAAGUAUCAUAAGUUAUCAUCAGUGAGACUUCUUUAUUGGGUACAGAACUGUAUUCUUAUAUGCAGAGUGAUAAAAUCUAGUGGAAAGGUGUUGAUGAUGAUUUUAUUAAGCAGCCAGUUUAACCUAGUGACAUAAGUACUUAUAAUAUUGCUCUUGAAGCCCAAAGAAUUAGAACAUUCUACAUUUAAUUCUUAGUCUACGACGAGAUUAUCUAAUGA